Penicillium antarcticum is the source of this 1575-nucleotide messenger RNA. RefSeq names its product cytochrome P450. The record is from RefSeq and is a predicted model, not a curated record. Lineage: Eukaryota; Fungi; Ascomycota; Eurotiomycetes; Eurotiales; Aspergillaceae. Gene Ontology annotation, molecular function: oxidoreductase activity, acting on paired donors, with incorporation or reduction of molecular oxygen; iron ion binding; monooxygenase activity. The coding region runs from base 1 to 1575 and encodes 524 amino acids. The transcript has 5 exons.
AUGGAACCACUAUUGUUGUUACUACUGGUCUUGCUACCAGUCAUCGUGCUCGCACGAUAUGCCUUCACCUACGGCCACCGGAUCAGCACUAUGCCCCACGGUCCAUCUACUCUGCCUUUCAUCGGAAAUAUUCACCAGAUUCCCAAGAAAUAUACCCACGUCAAAUUUACGGAAUGGGCCGCCAAGUAUGGCGGGUUAUACAUGCUGAAGAUCGGGAAUGGCAACAUGGCCGUCAUCACCGAUCGCCGACUGGUCAAAGAAGUCGUCGAUCGCAAGAGCGGCAUCUACAGCCAUCGCCCUCAUUCCUUUGUAUCGCACGAACUCAUCACCCAAGGUAAUCAUCUGCUAGUCAUGCACUAUGGCGACCAGUGGCGCACAUUUCGACGAUUGAUUCACCAACAUCUGAUGGAGUCUAUGGUCGACAGCCACCAUCUCGAGAUAGUCAACGCUGAAGCUAUCCAGCUUGUGCAUGACUACCAAGUCGACCCCGAGCACCAUAUGUCCCACCCCAAGCGAUUCAGUAACAGUAUCACCAACUCGAUUGUAUUCGGAAUCCGGACGGCUAGCAAGGAUGGAUCGAACAUGCGACGCCUUUACAAACUCAUGGAGGAAUGGUCUGAGGUAAUGGAAACCGGCGCAACACCCCCAGUAGACCUAUUUCCCUGGAUGAAAUUGCUGCCACAAUGGCUAUUCAACAACUACAUUAGCCGAGCCAAGGCCAUUGGCGUACAGAUGGAGACCCUCUAUCAGGACAUUCUGAGCAAGGUGAUCAAGCGACGAGAAGGUGGUCUCAAUCAAGGCACAUUCAUGGAUCACGUCUUGGAUGGCCAAGAAAAAUAUCAUCUUCCACCGCACCAGCUGGCCUUUAUUGGCGGUGUUUUGAUGGAAGGUGGCUCUGACACGAGUUCCAGUCUCACUCUGGCUAUUGUACAAGCCUUGAUUCAAAAUCCCGAGGUCCAACAAAAGGCACAUGCGGAAAUUGAUGCUGUUGUUGGGCAUGGUCGAUCUCCUGUGUGGGCAGAUCUUGAGCGAUUGCCCUAUAUCAAUAUGAUCGUCAAGGAAGGCCAUCGGUGGAGGCCGAUUCUUCCACUUUGUUUCCCACAUGCAUUGGGAGAAGACGACUGGGUCGAUGGCAAGUUCCUCCCCAAAGGCACCACAGUCGUGAUCAACACCUGGGGCCUACACAUGGAUCCCUCUCAGCCCGAUAAUCCAGCCGCUUUCAUCCCAGAGCGUUUCGCCAACCACCCUCAAUUAGCCCCCGAAUAUGCGGCAGGGUCAUGGGAGCGUCGCGACCACUACGGAUACGGAGUAGGACGUCGCAUCUGCCCUGGCAUCCACCUUGCCGAGCGCAACAUGUUCCUGGCCAUUGCGAAACUGGUAUGGGCGUUUGACUUCCAGCCGGGUGAGGGUCUGAUGGAUAGUGAUCCUGUGACUGGGUAUCAUAAUGGCUUCCUUUACUGUGCCAAAGAUUACCCAUGCCAACCUGUUGUGCGCAAUGAAGUUAUUCGGGAUACUAUCCAGAGAGAGUAUGCUACUGCGACCGAGAAUGUUUUUUCCCGGUUUACUGAGGGAUAG